Dendronephthya gigantea is the source of this 2472-nucleotide messenger RNA. RefSeq names its product counting factor associated protein D-like. Bases 200 to 2077 code for a protein of 625 amino acids. The transcript is spliced from 10 exons. Gene Ontology annotation, molecular function: cysteine-type endopeptidase activity. The record is from RefSeq and is a predicted model, not a curated record. NCBI's taxonomy places the organism in Eukaryota, Metazoa, Cnidaria, Anthozoa, Malacalcyonacea, Nephtheidae. Gene Ontology annotation, biological process: immune response. Gene Ontology annotation, cellular component: lysosome.
AAUAAACAUUGCUGUCGUUUCUACCUUUUUUGAUAUGGCAUUUCAUCCACCAAAUUUUGUAUAGAUUUAAUAAAAGUAUCAAAACAAUUUUGCUUCAUCGUCCCAAAUCACUAUCCCCAGGAGUGGACGAUCAAUGAUCUUAUUUCAUUUGAGCAGAUGGAAGCGAUGAACUAAAUUUCAAACAUAAUUCAACCAAACGAUGCUUCAGAAGAGAACAGACGGAAGAUCUAAGAGAUUCAAGUUAGCCUGGGUCGCAUUAUUAUCCGUUGUUGUUGUCAUUGGAUUCUGUCUUGAAAUAAAGAAGUAUAUACUAGGAACUACCCGUGUUGAAUUGAAGAGAUAUGCAAUUGUUGGUGAAUUUGAUCCAAGUUAUGACAAGUUAUUCCCGCGAAAUUAUCACGCAACAGGCUUGUUGACAUUGCCUUAUGACAAUAUAGUAGAACCGUUUGAAGCCUGGUAUGCUGGGGAAAGAAAUAUGAGCAGGAUUGAUUAUUACUAUGGAAUGGACAAAACAAUCCAAAGAGGAGAUAUGGACGACCAUGGAUUAUUGUUUAAAAUUAUUCCAAAACAUAAAGAUCCCGCACCUUCUAAGACGUUUUUCAGAAGUUGUUGGAUAAGACGAGUUCCAUCAUGGGAUCCUAUACAAGGGCAAAGUGUUAUUCCGACAAAUUUAUCAGAAUUUAAGCUACAAGGAGUGGAGAUUUACAAAGGACAGCCAUGUCGGAAAUACGUGCGAAAGAUUGUUGAAUAUAAUAAGACAAAUACAUAUACAUUAUUCGUCACCGAUAAUGAACCACACAUUCCUGUCAAGUAUGAAAUGUUCGGAUAUGAUGAUCUUCUGACAUCCCACUAUGAUCAUUACAUAUUGGAUUAUAUCACUUUUUCUCCAUGGGCAUUUAACUUCUCCAUUUUCAAGAUUCCAGCUGACACCUGGUGCGGAAAGAAAGCAAGAAAGAUUAAAUCACGUUAUUUUGUUAACCCAAUGGCAGAAUUUGUUCAUUUCCAUCAUUCACAAGAUCAAGAGACAGAGAAACAUUUUAAAAAAUUUAAGAAACUCCAUUUAAAAGAUUAUAAGCAUCAUCAUGAAAAUGAAAGAAGAAAACAUAUUUUUAAACACAACCUAAGGUUUAUUAAUUCACGUAAUCGCCGCAACACGGCUUACACUCUCUCUGUGAAUCACUUAAGUGAUUUAACCGAAGAAGAGAUGGAAUCACAUCGUGGAAUGUUGUCUGAUGAUGAAAAUGACGAGGAAGAGGGAAGUCUCAAUGAAAAAGAAAAGAAAAGGAUUCUAAACUUGAUGCAUGAUAAACACUUUGAUAAACUACCAAAAACACUGGACUGGCGAGAUUACGGUGCUGUAACGCCUGUCAGUAGCCAGGGAUUGUGUGGAUCAUGCUGGACUUUUUCAAUUGCUGCCCCAAUUGAGGCACACUAUUUCUUUCAGACGGGCAAAAUGACAGAGAUAUCAAAACAACAAAUAAUGGACUGCUCUUGGGGGAGUGGUAACCACGGGUGUCGUGGAGGACUUCCUGCAAAAGCUCUGGCAUGGGCUGUUCGCAAUGGAGUAGCGACAAAGAAAAGUUAUGGCCCAUAUUUGGGACAGGAGGCUUAUUGCCAUUGCGGUCAGGAUGAAAACUGCACAGUGAUUGACAAUGCUAAAGAUUUUUAUCGCGUCAGACCCAAUACAGUAAAGACACUAAAACUUGCUCUUGCCAAAUAUGGGCCAAUAUCAUGUAGUAUUAAUGCCGAUGCUAAGACAUUGCGAUUUUACAGUAAAGGUGUCUAUAACGACCCGGAGAAUUCAAAGAAGCGAAACAAUCAUGCUGUAGUUUGCAUUGGCUAUGGUAUAGAGGAUAAUAAGGAACCGUACUGGAUACUAAAGAACACAUGGGGUCCACUUUGGGGAGAUAAUGGUUAUAUAAAAAUUUCUCAAAAAGGAAACAUUGCAAAUAUCCAUGGUGGUCAAUUAUUAACCAUCAAAAAAGAUAAUAAAAUUCCUGAUUUUCCGUAUCAAUCUUUGAAAAAAGUUAAAAGAAGAGAAAAGCUUUAUAACAAUUUAGCAUCAAUUUCAGUAUGAUCCUUUUAUAUAUUUUGUAUUAAAAUUAAAACUUUUUAAACGUUUUCAGUUUUGAUAAGAUAGGGUUAGAUUAUAAUUAAACGUCACUGUUAAAAUUACACUAGAGUUGUCAAAUAGCCGAGGGUCUGCGACACCACCCGUCUAGGGGCCAGUGAGGAAGUUUUGUCCGCAUAUUUUUAGUGAAUGAAUUUGCUUAACCCUUAACCAUGCCCGUGUUUAAUAAAAAUAUUUCGAAGCAUUUAAAAUGUGUUGUAAAAGAAACGGGUGAAGGCUGCUUUCCACUUACGCGUUUUUCAUGCGCAUGUACACGCACGCCAGUUAAAGUCUAAAUCCUUAUAUAUGUUAUAUAUGCAUUUAUAGAUCAGCGGCUAAGAAAAGUCUCUAUAAAGGCGGAU